This is a messenger RNA of Sinocyclocheilus anshuiensis, 981 nucleotides long. RefSeq names its product transmembrane protein 254-like. Bases 120 to 494 code for a protein of 124 amino acids. NCBI's taxonomy places the organism in Eukaryota, Metazoa, Chordata, Actinopteri, Cypriniformes, Cyprinidae. The record is from RefSeq and is a predicted model, not a curated record. The transcript has 4 exons.
UGCUGAGCGAGCUCUGUCGUGACUGACUGACCGCUGAGAGGAGACUAGCGCACUUAACUGUAGUUUAGUUAGUUAGUUAGUUAGUUAGUUAGUUAGUUAGAUUAGUUAGAUUAGUCAUCAUGGCCAGAAGCGACGGCAGCUCGUAUUUCAGGAGAUCAGGUCUGUUCUGGAUGGUGGUCGUGACGCUUUCUUUGAGUUUUUUAACGUGGACGGUGUUCUGGCCUCAGGACGUCCCUUACAGCAGUCUGGGUCCUCUGGGCGCUCUGGCCAAGCAUUUGGUGGACUAUCAUUAUCCUGUGCUGUAUUACGGAUGGUUUCUGACGUGGGUCAUCCAUCUGUUCGAGGCUCUUUUUGUGCUGAAGGUCUGCAGUGAUAAAGGCAUCGACAGCACGUCCACACGCUUGCUGUGGUUCGCUCAGACGUUCCUGUUUGGUUUCGCGUCUCUGGGUCUUCUGGUGAAAUACAAGCCCGACGGCCGACCCAAACGCCAGUGACAGAAACCAGAGCUCGUUUCCCAGCAGCACACUGAUCUUUAUAUUCCAGAGGAUUUAUCAACCAGCAGGUUAUAUCUGAAUAAUCACAUCCACCUCACUGGAACAGCCUUUCGCUAAAGGCUAAGUGUCACAUCCGAGGUCUUGUUUACAUGAUCCUGGUUCAGUACUGAAGCUCUGUCAGCAGCAUUAGUCACAUAACCUCAGACUAGUGUGAUGCAAUCACUUACUAACCUCGACUGGUGUAGUUACAGUAUAUCUAAUGUCCCUGUAAUGGCCAUGUAAAUCUAGUAAACAUGGUAACUUUCACACAGUGUGCUAAGAGACGGGUUACAUACAGAAAAAUCCUGACAUUCAUGGGUGAUGAAUAACUAGAAAUGUAUCCGUCUAAAGCUUUAGUUCCAUGAUGAAAUAGAUUAAACUUCCCACUGUACAACAGAAUAAGAGAGCCCUCCAUAUAAGCUAUAAUAUUUACUCCAGUACACUGGAG